AAUUGUCGGUCUAGAACAGAAGCCACAAACUUCAUCCCCGAGGAUGCCGACGACGGAUUGAAUCGUUUCCAGGAUAAGAAACUGCGUUCGACAUGGCUUAGAAAUGCCUUGGAAACCACUUGUUGUGGUUGUUGUUCUUUUUCCUCCGGUUGCAAACCCUGUUGGAUUCGUUCUCUUCGUCGUUUUUCCACAGCGACAUUCUUUUUGGCAUCUUUUUUACUCAAGACUUGCCAUGGUGGGGCUCGGUGUUGGCGGCCCUGGGUAUUGUUGUUGUUGUUGUUGGUAUCGGAUGCAGCUGCAGAUGAUUUCUUUGGAGGGUUGGCUUCUUUGCUCUUGGACUUGGUGGGUGCAGUGCCCUUGCUGUUCUUUUUCUUAUUGUUAUUACUGUUGCCGCUGCCAGCAUUGGAUCUCCGCUUGGCUGCCAACAGUUGCGAGGACGAUGAACUCUUGUGAAAGAAUAAUGGUGGAGGAACUUGCUGGAUUUGGUGUGGGUAUAGUUUAUUUGUGUAUUGAUUGUGGUAGCGAUUGGGCAGUGCAGGCAAUGGCUGAAAGCCCCAACAUUGGUUUGCAGUGAGCAAAAAUCCAAUAGUUGCUAGAGACAGCGCCAUUUUCCUCAUCUUCCACUCGUUAUCUCAAUAGGUUGUGCGAUCUUGGUGUGAUGCUUCCAAAGGAAUUCGAUGGCCAGCACAUGGAUUUGGCAUCACUUCCAUGGCAGCUACACGUGGAAUGCACGAAAAUACGUCAGUGACGAAAGCGCUCGGAUCCCCAAAAUCACAAUCGGUUUCUCAUGCAGAGAUUCUAGCUAUUUUCCACCACGAUUAUACCUUGUUGGUACAUUCUUAAAACAACCGUCUAUUACCAUCAACAAUACAAUAGGAAGUAACAAUGAGCAAGGUUUUGUUUGGUGCUUUGGCGCUUGCCAUCUUGGGAUCUGUCCCAUCAUCCAGAGCUUUUUCGGUUCUUCCGCAAAAAUCGACCACCACCACCUGGAUUCCCGGUCUUCUGCGAGAUUCUUCCACAGUCCGGUUCCUGGCUGCAGAGGAGGACGAAGGAGAAAAAACUAGUAGCGUCAAGGAACUGGAACCAGACAGUCAUGAAGAGCUCAUGUAUGCCUUGGGAGUCAACUUGGCAAGACAAUUGGGGGAUGUUCGACCACUGGUGGAAAAUGGAGAAGAAUUAGCCCAAGUGGCCAAAGGAUUGUUGGAUUGUGUGGUCGGUAGAAUGGAUGAAUCACAACAACAGGCACUCCUAUCCAAACGAGGGAAAGAACUCAAUGGACUCAUCACGGAACGGGCCAACAGAAUAAAGGACAAACUCGAACAAGCUGGAAGAGACAUGCUAGCUCAAAUGGAGAAAAAGGAGGGAAUCAUCAAACUAGAUUCAGGGGUCCGAGUCGAUAUUCUAGACCACGGUCCCGAUGGACCAGGAAGUGGACAACGGCCCACACAAGCCAGUACGGUCAAGGUGCAUUAUCACGGCACAUUGGCGGAUGGCACCAUUUUUGACUCGACGCUUGGUGAGGAUCCAGUAACAUUUCCAUUGAAUGGGGUUGUCCCUGGAUGGAGAGAAGGUGUCUUGAAAAUGCACGAGGGAGAAACCGCCAUGAUUGGCAUCCCACCAGAACAAGCCUAUGGCGACGAGGGCACACCUGAUGGACGUAUCCCUGGAGGAUCCACACUCUUUUUCAAGAUUCAAUUGCUGGAAAUUCUAUCUGCGGGAAUUGGAGGUGGACCCACAUUGCUGGGUGCGGAUGGACAAAGUAUCAAAAAAGGAGGAGGAGGAGGACUGCUAGGUGCGGAUGGAAAGCCACUGGCAUAGACAACAACACCAACAGCCAACAGCAAAAGGACGGCAAUGAAACCCAACAAUC
Molecule: messenger RNA, 1870 nt
Organism: Seminavis robusta
Lineage: Eukaryota; Bacillariophyta; Bacillariophyceae; Naviculales; Naviculaceae
Source: the annotation of a GenBank genome assembly